AUGGACACAAAUGACGACAACCUCCUGCGAUCCGUGUGUACUCACGCAGCGCCCUUACCAAAGAGCUGGGCCCGGCGCCCAGGAACCCGAGGCGCGCACAGGUCUGCCGGUGCAGCGCGGGGACCGAGGGCCAGGCAGGGAGCCAGCGUGCACAGUCGCCCCGGUGCAGGAGACUCGAAGGCAGCUCCCGAUCCCGCAGCAGCCCGCCCGGCCGUGAAGACUGCAGUCACCGAAGCGCCCUCCAGCCACCUGCAACUCCUACUUCCAGCCUCAGAGCACCUUCCCGGUCCAACCAAGCCCGCGAACCCCGCCACUCGACAAGCAGCCGCCUCCUCCAAUCGCCGCCGCCGCUUGAUGGGCCGGCCGGCUGGGCGGAGCGACAGGGCGGAAAACCCGCCUCCCACAUGGUCGGUUGAGAGGUCGCCUGCAGUUGCUAGAGCGCGGCUGUUCGAAGAGGGCGCCAGUGGCGGCGGGAAGCUCCCCGGAGCCCCCAUUGGGGAAGUCGUAAGCCAAUCACAAAGGCCUUCUGAGAGGGCGGGCUUAGAGUUGCCUAGAGACGGCGGAGCGUUUGCCCUUCCAGAGAGAGCUACAACACCACUUGAUCCAGUGUUGACUACCCAUGUGUGCUGCUUACACUAUCAGAGCUCCCUGCAUCUGGACCUCCUGGCUACCCAGUCUCUGUGCAUCAGCUGGAAGGAGACCAUAGUCCUACCCUGUCUCUGA
Molecule: messenger RNA, 723 nt
Organism: Peromyscus maniculatus bairdii (prairie deer mouse)
Lineage: Eukaryota; Metazoa; Chordata; Mammalia; Rodentia; Cricetidae
Source: RefSeq, a predicted model, not a curated record